Messenger RNA from Schizosaccharomyces japonicus yFS275, 1800 nucleotides. RefSeq names its product 40S ribosomal protein S2. NCBI's taxonomy places the organism in Eukaryota, Fungi, Ascomycota, Schizosaccharomycetes, Schizosaccharomycetales, Schizosaccharomycetaceae. The transcript has a single exon. Gene Ontology annotation, molecular function: small ribosomal subunit rRNA binding; RNA binding; structural constituent of ribosome. Gene Ontology annotation, cellular component: ribonucleoprotein complex; cytoplasm; small-subunit processome. The record is from RefSeq and is a predicted model, not a curated record. The coding region runs from base 92 to 841 and encodes 249 amino acids. Gene Ontology annotation, biological process: translation; ribosomal subunit export from nucleus; positive regulation of translational fidelity.
GUCACAGGUGAUAAAAGGCACCACAUCUGCCCCAUUGUUCUUCCUCCUUCGUACACCGAACUUUUGCGGAUACCUGGAAUAACACAGACAAAUGGCUGAGAACGCACCUAGAGGUUUUGGACGUGGCCGCGGUCGUGGACGUGGUCGUCGUGGCGCUAAGCGUGAUGAGGAGAAGGAAUGGGUUCCCGUCACCAAGUUGGGCCGUCUGGUGAAGGCCGGUAAGAUCAAGUCUAUUGAGGAGAUCUACCUUUACUCUCUCCCCAUCAAGGAGUUCCAAAUUGUUGACUUCUUCUUGCCCCGUCUUAAGGAUGAGGUCAUGAAGAUCAUGCCUGUCCAGAAGCAAACCCGUGCCGGUCAACGUACCCGCUUCAAGGCCUUUGUCGUUAUUGGUGACAGCGACGGUCACGUUGGUUUGGGUGUCAAGUGCGCUAAGGAGGUUGCCACUGCUAUCCGUGGUGCCGUCGUCUUGGCCAAGCUCUCCAUCAUGCCCAUCCGUCGUGGUUACUGGGGUACCGCUUUGGGUGAGCCUCACACCGUCCCCGUUAAGGUCACUGGUAAGUGUGGUUCCGUUACCGUCCGUCUUGUCCCUGCUCCCCGUGGUGCUGGUCUUGUUGCUGCUCCCGUCGUCAAGCGUUUCCUUCAACUCGCUGGUAUUGAGGACUGCUACACCACCUCCCGUGGUUCUACCAAGACUCAAGGUAACUUCUUGAAGGCUGCUUUCGCUGCUGCUGCUCGUACCUACGGUAUCCUUACCCCUAACUUGUGGGCUGAGCGUGCCCUCGGCCAAACCCCCAUUGAGGAGUACGCCGACGUUUUGAUGCAAACUGAGAAGAAGUACUAGAUUUAGUGCUUUAAUUAAAUUUGUUUCAAAAUAUUUUUUUCUGUUGAUUGGAUGAAGAGGUGUUGUAAAGUGAAUAGGAGGUCGUGUCAAAGAUGAGUUGGUAGUUUCGCGAACUGUAACAAUUAAUUCGAUCUUUCCCGUGUGAAUGUUUCCUCCCUCCUGUAAACUCUUAGUUUCUCAACCACUAUUGCUGGAUUACUGAAUUAUCUACUCCACUCCUGUGUUCUUCCCUCAAUAACAUUUAUUAGAAGUCAUCGUUGAGUGCAUGAGUUUGGUUAUCGUCAGCGUACGACCAAAGGCCUUGGGUACCAUAGUAAAAGAAUGUAGCUGAGGUUUAUUUACGUCUUCAUAGCCGGCACUCCAAGACGAAAAUGGCGAACAUUGUCCCUCUAAAAAGCACCACGAAGAAUCCGUUCAGCAAACUUAUCGCGGGCUUUUUGCAAAGAACUCAUGAAACCCAUCUCCUUGAUAUCGGAAACAAGUGCCUGUGCGUCGGAAGUGGGUGCUUUUGUGACACGACCAGCAAUGAGAACUGGAUCACUUUCGAGAAUAAUUCCAUCGUCAAUGGUCUCAUCAACAGUCAAUACAAGAAGACCAUAGUUCUCCAAGAGUGUUUUUUUGUCAGGGACGCCUUUCAGUAGCAGUUCCAAGGCGUCACGGACCGAGCAGACACACUCGUAUAGCAACAUCUCGUUCUCAUCGCUGCUUCCAACAACGUAGAAUACCAUAUCCAGUGUCUGGACAGCCACAACCUUGUGCUUCAUUACGACAGAGACAUCGUUUUGUGUUUUCCAAGUUUUCUUGAACACUGCUUUCUCAAAGGCCAAUUCCUCUUCUGUCGUCUGAAAUUCGUUCGUAUGUUCCGACGAAUCUAUGUGUGGAGCAGUGUAGUACUUAGAGAAAAUUCGUUUUCCAGAGCUAUCUAGAAUGAAGAGAGCCUGGAUAGCGUACAAACUCAG